Messenger RNA from Phycomyces blakesleeanus NRRL 1555(-), 1426 nucleotides. RefSeq lists its product as hypothetical. Gene Ontology annotation, biological process: translational initiation. NCBI's taxonomy places the organism in Eukaryota, Fungi, Mucoromycota, Mucoromycetes, Mucorales, Phycomycetaceae. The transcript has 2 exons. Gene Ontology annotation, molecular function: protein-folding chaperone binding. The coding region runs from base 61 to 1137 and encodes 358 amino acids. Gene Ontology annotation, cellular component: cytosol. The record is from RefSeq and is a predicted model, not a curated record.
GUUUCGGAUACUUUAAACGCGUUUAUCAUCUUCUUUUUAUUACAACUAUAAUAUAUUACCAUGGGAAAAGACUAUUAUGAGAUUCUUGGCGUCUCCAAGGAUGCAGAUGAAGAAGGAAUCAAGAAGGCUUACAGAAAGCAAGCCUUGAAGUGGCAUCCCGACAGAAACAAGGACCAGCCAGAGCUAGCAAACUCCAAGUUCCAGGAGAUCGGUGAGGCGUUUGAGGUUUUGAGUGACAAGAACAAGCGCGCUGUGUACGAUCAAUAUGGCGAAGAAGGUCUCAAAGGAGGAGGAGGAUCUGCUCCAAGCAGCCACAGUACCCACACAACUACCAACAUGGGUGGAUUCCCUGCAGGAUUCAACUUCCCCGGUGGCACUUCUACAUUUUUCUCGUCUACUAGUAGCAUGCCUGGCUCACACAAGGGAUUCAGUCCUUCUAAUGCUGACGAUAUAUUCAAACAUUUCUUCUCUUCGUUUGGAAGUGGUACAGGAGGUAUGGGUGGCAUGGACGAUGAUGAACCUAUGCCCGAACGAUUCUCUUUUGGAGGCAUACCAAGAGGAACGUCCACAUUCAGAACCAGCCAGACUUUCCCUCAAAAAUCUUCUGCAAUCAAACGGUCUCUCCUUAUCUCUCUCGAGGAUCUCUACACCGGAACAACCAAACGUCUCAAGGUUACACGCAAAACCCAUGAUAGUGCUACAGGCCAGUUGGUCAUGACAGACAAAAUUCUCAGCAUCGAUGUCAAACCUGGAUGGAAGGCCGGAACCAAGAUUCGAUUCCCGGGAGAGGGCGAUGAACUCGACAAUGGCGAAGUUCAGGACAUCGAGUUUGUGGUUGAAGAAAAGGAACAUCCUGUAUUCAAGAGAGAUGGUGAUAACCUUGGUAUCAAGAUUGAUUUGAAUUUCGUGGAGGCUUUGGCUGGCUUUUCUCGAAAGAUCCAAACCCUCGAUGGACGGACGUUGAACAUAAGCUCUCAGGCAGUCAUCCAACCAGGCCAGACAUCUCGGGUUCCCAACGAAGGUAUGCCGAAUUCCAAGACUGGUAAAAAGGGUGAUAUGAUUAUCAACUACGAUAUCAAAUUCCCUACUGAGCUCACCCCAGCUCAGAAAGAGGGCCUCCAGAAGGUCUUUGCUUAAUCAAACCUACAUGUGUUAUUUGCUUCCCUUGUACAUACGUGUAUUCCCUUUUGUACAUUUCAUCACCAUAUAAAAGUUGGGCCCAACGUAUCCAACUUCCAGAUAUAAGCUAGAGACGACAACAAAAAACAAGAUCCCAAAUGAAAUUCAAGUCUUUCUAUAGACUAAUAUCUUUAUAUCUACAAUGGUUGUCCUUUUUAUUAUAACUCAUCCCCAUUAUACCUAAAUAAAAUGCAUAUUUCAUUUUAUUCUAUAAUCUUCAAAUAAAUGUUUUUCAACGGUCAAGCUU